Messenger RNA from Dendronephthya gigantea, 1476 nucleotides. RefSeq lists its product as uncharacterized. The coding region runs from base 113 to 763 and encodes 216 amino acids. The transcript has 5 exons. NCBI's taxonomy places the organism in Eukaryota, Metazoa, Cnidaria, Anthozoa, Malacalcyonacea, Nephtheidae. The record is from RefSeq and is a predicted model, not a curated record.
AUAAAUUAAUAAUAAUGUUUUUGUGCUUGUAAACACCUUGACGUGUGUUAAGUGAGUGCCUCUUCAAAAGUGAAAACAUCGUCUUUAUUUAAAGGCGACGCGCUCUACGAAUAUGGCCGCUUCUCGACAGCAUCUAUGUGGCUUAGCUUUCACGUCAAUCUGCUGUAUUUUAUUUGGCGGCGCGAUAGCUGCUUGCGGACUUUUAUUCCAGUUUCACGAUGAUUACAACGACGAAAAUACAAACGGUAUGAAAGAUUAUUACUAUUACUACACUCAGUACUGGCUUGGAGCUCCGUUGAUUGUUCUCGGAGUUGUAAUUCUUCUGUUCCUCUGUUCAAAAGUCAAACAACUGUUGUACGUGUGUGUUUUUAUGUCUUCUCUGACUCUCACGCUGGCUAUAACUGCAGUUGUCCUCGAAGGACCGAAAUGGGGAGUGUGGCUACAAUUGCAACAAAGAGUUGAUGAUCAUGAGACUGAAGAUGUUAAUGGCGUUUGCACCUUAAAAGAUUCAACAUUCCCAGUAGCAGUGCCAGUACGUAGUCCCUUAUCAUGUCAAGAGAUUCUCUUUGCAACCUUGAUGCAAAGCAUCGUUGUUGGUUGUUCGAUUCUAUCAAUUGUAGUCAGCCAAUUUGUGGUGUUCAUCUCCAUUCGGGCUAUCAGCCGUAUGGCGCAGGAAUCCUAUAAAUUUUCAAAGAAUCAGCAUGGUGGCCCCGGGCAGUAUGAAAACAAUUCAAGUAUGAAUAUCAUGUCGUCACAGAUGUAGUCCACUACUUUUUUCGUGUAAAUCUGCAUGGGUUCAUCAGCGGAACAUGAAUUAUCAUUAAUUUCAUUUCCUCCAUCCGUAGAUUACGUUUAGUUAUAAUUCAUAUUUACUAACGAACUUAACCAGUCAUGAGCCAUUGGCUUUGGCAACGUCUUGAGACGAGUCAUGGACCAUGGUUAAUUCUUUUCUCACUUUUGUGCCUUGAAAACUCCUCUUUAGCAGGUCUAAUGGAAAAGGUAGAAUAAGUAAUAAGCGCCAGUGGAUAGAACCUCAGGACUGGAAGGUGACUUUCAAGCAUUUAUCAUAAAAGCGAGACAAGGAUUGGCAAUUCCGUUGCUUCUCAGAAAAGAAUGAAAACAAUUUCGAAAGACAAGGCAGUAUGGUAGUCCAUAUGCGCUGGUUAAUUCAAAGGACAAGACGAAGCGAGUUAUCAAUCAUUUGAUGAUCGCCAAACGGUGCAUAAAUUUCCACGAACGAGAAGAGAAACAUCGACCAAUGAGUUGCGUGUGUUUGUCUAGCUUCUAGGAUCUAUGAUUUAGGGGGGAAUAAUGAUAUUUAUAUUUGUAGAAUUUAGAGAGAACUAUAUAUCAUGCCUGGCUAAGAUUCGUGGUAGGGAUUUGAAUAAUACAUUAGAAAGUGGUUUACAAAAACGAGUUAAAUAUACAUUAAUUUUAUGUGAAGUCAACUAUUCAAUUAAAAAGCAUAUUUCUCGU